AGAGAGAGAGCAAUCUGAGCUCAAAUUCAGCAGUAUCAGCACACCAGUAGCCAUUUAGUUUGGGAAAUGAAGGCUCGGACACACACUUGUGAGGAGCACCGCUGUUAUCCUGAGGAUAUCUCUCUUUAUUCUGUCUGGGACAACUUGCCUGAGGUCACGGGGACCCUGCCCCCUUAGACUGGGGUCAAUCACAGGUUCACACAGGACAGGAUCAGUGGGUGAAGGAAUAGAGGGACAAAUAUUGGCUGGAGAUUACAUAAAGCAUGUGGAUUUGACCACAAGACAGCUAACAAAAACAGAGAGGAAAUGCUGCUGGAGUAAAGAUCAUGCACUGACAAUCAGGCCUGAUGGAGAGCAUCUCAGAGGAGGCGGAAUGGGAUGGCUCUGCUCACGGGACGGUCCAGUGGAUCAACUUCACCUCAGCUCUUCUCUCGGAGCGUGGGGGGCUCAACGGCUCUCAUGGAGGCGGCUCGUAUUUCUGGCUGCUUCACAACGGCUCCUCCAGCACCACUCAGGUCCCCCCUCCAGCCAGAGUGCGAGACGUGGCCCUGGCCCACGCUGAGGUAGGGGUCCUGGGUCUGGUUCUGGCCCUCGCCACCCUGGGAAACAGCUUCGUUCUGUGGGUUCUGCUGCGGAGACGCAAAUACAACGCUCCCAUGCAUCUGUUCAUGGUCAACUUGUGUGUAGCUGACCUGGUGGUGGCCUUCUUUCAGGUUCUCCCUCAGCUAGUCUGGGACAUCACGGAAAGGUUCCAGGGUCCGGACGCUCUGUGCCGCUCAGUGAAGUACAUGCAGAUCGUGGGAAUGUUUGCGUCCUCCUACAUGAUCGUGGCGAUGACGGUGGACAGGCAUUACGCCAUCUGCUGCCCCCUGCAGGCCUACAGAGGAGGCGUGGUCUCGCGCUGGAACACACCAAUCAUGGUGGCCUGGGGGCUGGCCCUCGUGCUCAGUGUACCACAGGUGUUUAUUUUCUCCAGAUCUGAGGUGGCUCCAGGGGAGUUUGAGUGCUGGGGGCACUUUGCCGAGCCCUGGGGUCUUAAGGCCUACGUAACCUGGAUGACCCUGGCUGUGUUCGUCCUGCCGGCCCUGAUCAUCACCGUCUGCCAGGUGCGAAUCUUCAGAGAGAUCCACGACAACAUCUAUCUGAAGUCGGAGCGGGUGGUGUCGGCAGACUUCAAGAAAAACCUGGUCUUCUUCCAUUUCCCCGGCCUGAGAACGCAGGAGGACAGAACGAGAGAGAGAACGAGAGGAGGACACGCAGAAGAAUUCCCACUGAAGAACAAUAACAGCCAAUCUUCAAAUCCGCACUGUGAGAACUACAGCUCCCAGCAUGCACCACAGCCGGACUGUGAGGGGUGUGGGUGUGAGCUGAGCACAGGCUAUAGCUCGUCCAGAUCUCCUGAUGUGCUGCCUCACUCUCACAAUACUCACAAUACUCACAAUACUCACCAGAACUCACCAGCGCCUCAUCAGGACCGCUCUCUGAGGCAGAAGGUCUUCUCUGAGACGGAUCCGUCUUGCUACCAGACCUCUCUGCCUUAUUUAAACUCUCUGGAGCCCCUAACAGAGGGGUCAGACCCAGUCCAUUACCCCCCCUGUUUCCCUCCCCGCUCCCUGCCCCCACCUCCGCCCGGCGUCUCCAGAGCAAUGUCCAAAACUGUGAGGAUGACUCUGGUCAUAGUGCUGGUGUACACCAUGUGCUGGUCACCCUUCUUCAUAGUACAGCUCUGGGCUGCGUGGGACCCCAACCCACCGGUACAAGGAGUGGCCUUCACCAUACUGAUGCUGCUGGCCAGUCUGAACUCCUGCACCAACCCCUGGAUCUACACAGCCUUCUCCAGCAGCGUAUCCCACGAGCUCCUGGCUCUGCUGCGCUGCCGGCCGCGACCCGUACACCGGGGGUCCACUCUGGAAGACUCCAGCACCAUCCACACCACCACCACCACCAAGGACAACCUCUACUGACCUACUGGGGUCGGCCAGACGUGGAUCCGGGCUCUGCUCCUUGAACUUUACGGAUAGUAGAGAAUGAGAUGAUUUACAGAGGCCUGUAUACUGUAUUCACUCCAAGCAGCACAUGAAAUAUGAGUGUGACUCCAGUGACAUCCUGCAGAGGAUCCUGCAGCGCAUUCAUUGUUAUGUAUGGAGUGGGUUUAGCCGUUUAGUGCAGCUGGAGCUGCAGCCAGAAUGCGAUUGACUGAAAUGAGCUCAUCUCGGGGCCUGUCGCAUUUAUUUAUGACCAAACAAGACCGAUUUAUAACAUGAACAAGAAACUAAUGAAAAUUCCACGCAAAACAGGACGCCUCCGGAUACAAACAUCUACUUGUGAUGUUUCCAGUGCAUUUGUGGACCGAAACAGACUGAAAUAUUGCAACGAUACACUAAAUUAAACCUGGAAUAAAUAUAUUAUAUAAUAUAUUGGAUCUUUUUAGAAUUUAAAAAUGAGCAAAGAACUCUUUUUAGCAAAAUAAGAGGAUGCUCAAAUUUUCCAUAUUUCUGCAUAUUUCAAUUAUUGCGAAGUAAAAAAGUCAUUUAUAGUCGUUUCUCGUGAAAAUAAUUCACUGUGGACAAACCCAGAUUCUUUGAUUCAGUGGUGGUUUAGGAACCAGGGGUUGUGAUAUUGUAAAUAAUGGCAUUUUUGUGACAUAUUUGCUCCCCAAUAACCAUCAAUGAACUUG
Messenger RNA from Astyanax mexicanus (Mexican tetra), 2677 nucleotides. RefSeq names its product arginine vasopressin receptor 2a, duplicate a (gene avpr2aa). Bases 348 to 1964 code for a protein of 538 amino acids. The transcript is spliced from 7 exons. Gene Ontology annotation, molecular function: peptide binding; vasopressin receptor activity. Gene Ontology annotation, biological process: G protein-coupled receptor signaling pathway; positive regulation of vasoconstriction; regulation of systemic arterial blood pressure by vasopressin. Lineage: Eukaryota; Metazoa; Chordata; Actinopteri; Characiformes; Acestrorhamphidae. Gene Ontology annotation, cellular component: membrane. The record is from RefSeq and is a predicted model, not a curated record.